ACUUUGACAGCACCUGCUCCAUUUGCAGACGAAACAAGCUGUCAGUGCCAAGCCCCCCAUGAGAAGCUGACCAUUGCACAAGCCCGCCUGGGAACACCAGUUGACAGACCUGUCAGAGUGUAUGCAGAUGGGAUAUUUGACCUUUUCCACUCUGGCCAUGCUAGAGCUCUUAUGCAAGCCAAAACUCUAUUCCCAAAUAGCUACUUAUUAGUAGGAGUUUGCAGCGAUGAUUUAACUCAUAAAUUCAAAGGCUUCACUGUGAUGAAUGAAACUGAGCGAUACGAAGCCCUCAGACACUGUCGUUAUGUGGAUGAGGUCAUUAGAGAUGCACCCUGGACACUGACACCCGAGUUCCUUGAAAAACAUAAGAUUGACUUUGUAGCCCAUGAUGACAUCCCAUACUCCUCCGCUGGCUCGGAUGAUGUAUACAAACACAUAAAGGAGGCAGGAAUGUUCAUACCAACGCAGAGAACAGAAGGUAUCUCCACGUCGGAUAUUAUCACAAGGAUCGUCCGGGACUAUGAUGUGUACGCCCGGCGCAACCUCCAACGAGGAUACACCGCCAAAGAGCUGAAUGUUAGUUUUAUAAAUGAGAAGAAAUACCGCUUUCAAAACCAAGUGGACAAAAUGAAAGAAAAAGUCAAGAAUGUGGAGGAAAAAUCAAAAGAAUUUGUUUAUAAGGUGGAAGAGAAGAGCCAUGACCUCAUUCAGACAUGGGAAGAAAAGUCCAGGGAAUUUAUUGGCAGCUUUUUAGAGCUGUUUGGACCUGACGGAGCCUGG
Molecule: messenger RNA, 780 nt
Organism: Pterocles gutturalis (yellow-throated sandgrouse)
Lineage: Eukaryota; Metazoa; Chordata; Aves; Pterocliformes; Pteroclidae
Gene: PCYT1B
Product: phosphate cytidylyltransferase 1, choline, beta
Exons: 6
Biological process (GO): CDP-choline pathway
Molecular function (GO): choline-phosphate cytidylyltransferase activity; phosphatidylcholine binding
Source: RefSeq, a predicted model, not a curated record